UUCCCUGUAGGGAGAAUAAGCCUUUUCUCAAUAAUCAGAGGUCCAAAGUUUAUAAUUCACACAUGUUUUGUUUCGAUUACGACUUUGAGGUCUUUCCUUUUCACUGGAACGAUCAACACGCUGUUAAAACGUCUCACAGACAAUGAAAGAAAAGGUAGAAAACCUAUUUUGCUAAAGGUCAGUUUGUGGUAUUGGCAUUCAAGGGUCCACAAAACAUAUUGUUUCCCGAAAGUCUCAGUUGAUUAGUAUUUUAAGAGUCGAAGAAUUUAAAGCAAAUAGAAACGGAACCUCCAUAAUUUUUUCUUUAUAACUCUUUUAUUUUAUUCGCCAGUGGCUGUGAAAAAAGUAAUGUCUACCGCUCAGACUCCUGAACAAAAAGGCCGCAGGCGAAGGAAUCGAAGUGCGAAAGAAUACAUACAAACGCUCUUAAAUGUUUUACAAUUUUGUUUAAAACCCUCCAAUGGUUGCUUGCAUGCAGUUUAUACGUUGAGUAGGCGAGUAUACUAAAAUAAUUUGGUCUCGUUGUCUAUGGCGAAUAGUAAUUCGCUCAUAGACAACUCAUCCUUGUUGCCUAAUUGUUAAUUAUCCGGCGAGUCUUGGCCACUUGAGAACUAGAAUAAACUUUCAACUUAUCAAAAUAAAUAUACAUGCAAGAACUGAGGCGGACAAUUAAUGUUCAUAACAACAAUUGUGACACUAUAGAUUAUUUUUAGCCAACACUAAACACUAAACAAUGUUCUGGUACGAAUUGAUGGGCUAUUGCAUUUAAUAUCCGUACCCUCCUUGUCGAGGAUCCCUGGGAUUCUUCAGGGGUAAAGGUUUUGAGCAUGGAAUUCGUCAAGGGUAAAGGGUUUUGGGCUUGAACUUAUUCAAGGGUAAGGGAGUGUUCAUUAUUUAUGGUUGGGGGAGGUGCGGGUCGGCAUUUCACACGUUCUCCCUCUCAAUAUCUACAUAACCCCCUCUGGCAACAGCAAAACUGACAUGAACCCCCCCCCCCCUCCCCAAAGAAAAGACCAAAAAACUUUUAGUUAAAUAUAAAAUUCAGUACAAGUGUAUAAAUAUGGUAUGUACAAUAUACACUUAAUGUCUGCUCCCGAGGGAAAUAGUUUUGUUUUCCCGAGAAUCUCAACAUUAAGAUUCGAGGGAAAACAAAACUAUUUCCCGAGGGAACAGGCAUUAAGUGUUUUGUUAUAUAGCGACGAACAAAAAUCAACUUCAACAACAUUCAUACAACAAUUGUAUUUCGUGACAAAAACUCUAUAGUGUAAACGAGUUUAAAAUUAAAAGAACCUACUUAAACGGUUUCAGCAGCAUAUCCUGUUGCCUGUUGUGUAUUUUUCUUCUCUUUUAUAUUCUUUAUUUGAACACAAACUUGGAAAAUCGUAGUUUCUAAUUAUCUGAGUUGUGCCUCCAUUUUGUUUAUUUAUGUACGUGGUCGGUCGGGGCGGGCAACAAUUUUUCACUUGUUGCCCGGCGGGAAACAUUGCAUUUAUCGAAGUCACGUGACCACAAAUCAGCCAAUCACGUUUGUGUUCACGCUAGCUAUAUAACAAUAUCAGUUAAACAAUUAAAAGUCUUUAUUUUAUGACGUUAGUAAUUGGGCAAAAAUUCUGUAAACUUGCAGCCAUUUAUUAGUUCAAAAUUUUCAUAUUCUACGGUAUAAUAACAUAUUUUAAGAGGUCAAAACAUUGCCAGAACUAAAACUUCCAUGACCCUCUCCCCUCAAUUACUCUUCAAACUCUGCUGACCCCCUUUCCAAACAAAGAAACCCACCAAAUUAAACACGAUUAAUUUCACGAUUGAUUUCACGAUGUGAUAUGAUUUCAUGCCCCCCCUCUCCUUUGAGCUUGGAAUUCUUCAAGGGUAUAACUAUAUGAAAAACAUGUGUCCUUGACAGGAGGGAGGGAGAGAGUUUUAAAUAGUCCGUGAAUAUGUUUGACCCAUACUCACGAGAGAGAGAGUUGCAUUCUAUUCCAUUCCACCAAAUACUUUGAUUACCCGUAUUAUAUACAGUAUACUUUAUUAUGAAAUAUUUGUAUAAAAUGGUAGAUCACGUCUAGCAAUUAUGUUGCAUGGUAGAUCACGUCUAGCAAUUAUGUACAAGAUAAUGUCUAGCAAUUAUGUUGCAUGGUAGAUCACGUCUAGCAAUUAUGUUGCAUCAUGAGGGAGGGAGAGAGUUUUAAAUAGUCCGUGAAUAUGUUUGACCAAUAUUCACGAGCUCACGAGAGAGAGUACUGCAUUCUAUUCCAUUCCACCAAAUACUUUGAUUACCCGUAUUAUAUACAGUAUAUACCUUAUUAUGAAAUAUUUGUAUAAAAUGGUAGAUCACGUCUAGCAAUUAUGUUGCAUUUUUAGCUGUUCAGAUGGGGGAUCCCUUUGGAGGGGUUCCAACACAUUCAUGUAGGUUCGAAGCGCGCCUCCCUGUCCUGCUUCGAACUUGACGGUUUAUGACAUUGUUCCUCUUUUUGAAACACGUAAAUGCUGUGAUCUUCGUAUCAUUUUUAUACUAGAAAAUACAUGCAUGCAGAAACCUCGCCUUGCUGACAAAACCAUUGUAUUUUCCGAACAUGACGUAUCUAAAGUAAUUGUCAUGGUAACACGAUAAUUUUUUAAGAAUAUUCUUACAAAUGAAAAAUCGCCUAAAAAUAUCACUUUUAAUUACAAAAUUAUCAAUUUUCCAACAUAUAUGUUAGGUAUGAUAUUAUACGUAAUAUAAUCUUCAAUUUAAGGUAAAAUUCAACCACAAACGCUUCACAAAACGUUUUAAAGUGUUUUUUAUAAAACUAAACUGCCUUUAAUAGCCGAAUUCAUAUUAUAGAGACGGGAAACUCGUCUUAGACGGGAAACUCGUCUCAGACGGGAAACUCGUCUAAUAUGAAUCCGGGCGCAGACGAGUUUCCCGUCUGAACUUUCCCGUCUAACUUACCCGUCUAAACAGACGGGAAAGUUAGACGGGAAUCUCGUCUAGACGGGAAACUCGUCUUAAAUUCGAAUUUACCCGUCCCUAAAUUCAUACUCAGACGGGUUUUCGCAGACGAGUUUCCCGUCUAAGACGAGUUUCCCGUCCCUAAUAUGAAUUCGGCUAUUUAAAUGGUUUUAUCGAUAUAAAACUUUGAGUUUGCAAUAAAAUGAUUUCAAAUUCUCGCAUGCAAAUAACUUUGCUUUUUUUUAUUUAAAAAAUUCAAUAUAAUAAAAAAGGGAAUCAAUAUUAAAGAUACACUGAAAUUAUAUGCUGUCUUGUUUAGUUGUUUCAUAUACGCAAAUGCCGUCGGGUUUUAAAGCAAUUAUAAAAUCAAUAUUUAAAACAAACUUACCUUCGUUAACGUCAGCUGCCUUCUUUGAGCAGAUUCUUUCGCACUUUCUUUCUUGAAAUUUACAAAAUCUUGCAAAAAUGCCAGCAAAAAUGAAAUAUAUUUGCAAGAAAUUUAUCAAUCAUCAAAUCAAGAAAUAUUUGUUUGCUAUUUCGCUGUCGUCAUGCAGUCGUUAUAAGGGACCUUUAGCUAGCCGGACGGCGACGGCUAUUAGCACAAUGAAAUUUAUGACAGUGUAGAAAGAAAAUGUAUAAUUAAAGGUCCCUUGGGAGUUCUAGACGUCGUCCUUGUUUACAACAGCAAAACAAAGAUUUUCACGUUUUGUAUACAACGUCUGCCUUUCAAGCAGCGAGAAGUCGUCCUCGCCAAAUUGGCUUAGUAGGCUAGAAAUCUUCUCAACUAUAAACCUCUGUCUUAACCUUCUAAAUUGCAAUAAAUUCAUACAACGGAUAAUACAAGACAUGUUGUUCUUAAAGUUACUUAUUUGAACGAGUUUGUUUUGGCCGUCGUCGUCGCGUUGCCGUCACUUAUUUGCUAAAGGUCCCUAUAAUCCCCGAGCCGACGGCGUGAAGCGCCGUGCGCGGGUACUAAUUCCCCCGGCUAUUUACACCCGGGGAAACGAAAGCAUUAGCGAAGUCUAAAGUUCAUCAAUGAACGCUGGCAAAGAUUAGAUACUAUAAAGAUGUGCCACUCUGCGAAAAUUAUGUCCGAGAUUUUUUUAUAGCCGCCAUUUUGCCAGUAAGUGUCAAAUCCAACGCCAUCAGUCUCUAUCAGUGAACUGUAAUAACACUGGAACGCUAACUGCAGAUAAACAUGCCCACACUUGCCUGAAGCCAAAAUGGCACUUCUCGCGAGCGCGGCCAGCAAUAAAUUAACUUUCAAAAGGACUGGGGAUAGUUUCGAGGAGCGGGAAAUUCAGUCAAAAGUUUGUUUUUGAGCGAAAAUCAGCAAGAAAAAGUACUUUUUUAUCAAAAGGCUUCAACUUUAAAGAUUCAAACCUGGUUUCCUGGAUAGUUCUAAGUAUUUUACAUCCACUAACAGCAAAAACUUCCUGGGUAAACAGCUUGAUAUUCAAAAUAUUACACAAGUUUGAACGUGCCGAAAAAAACUUCGCACUUUGACUCCUAAAAAAAGAACUUUAUAACUGCUCUACGUUCUGGAAACAUGUUUUGUAUUAAAUUUCAGGUAUUGUUGAAAGUUUUUAGCUUUUUUCCUUGUUGAAAUACAGCUAUUUAGUGGUCGAAAACAGACAUCUUUUUGGUGACGUAUUUUCCACUCCAUAUACGUACAUGGCGGCCUUCAAUUUGGCUUCAAAGAUGGCCGCCAAGUUAUCGUUCCAGUUCCCUUAGAGUUCACUGGUCUCUAUAUAGUAAAAUCCAACGCCAUCAGUCUCGCCGCCAUUUUGGCAGUAAGUGAAAAUUACGGACACGCAAACAUUAAGGAAAUACGUCGAGUGGCACAUCUUUAUAGUAUCUAAUCUUUGACGCGGGCGUGGGUCAGCAACGGUGUUGGAGUGUUGGAUGGGUGGUCAUGCUCACUGAUCUCAAAAAUAUGGCGGACUGUCAUAUGAAUAGCGGACACUGAUUGGUCCAAUUUAAAUUAAGUUUGCAUUAUAACGACUAAAUGACGACAGCAAAAUAGCAAACAUUUCUUAAUUUGAUGAUUGAUAAAUUUCUUGCAAAUAUAUUUCAUUUUUGCUCGGAUUUUUGCAAGAUUUUGUAAAUGUCAAAAGCUUUCUCAGAAAGAAAUAAAGGGCAAAAGAAUCGGCUAAAAGAAGGGAGCCAACGUUAACGAAGGUAAGUUUGUUUUAAAUAUUGAUUUUAUAAUUGCUUUAAAACCCAACGGCCUUUGCGUAUAUGAAACAAUUAAACAAGACAGCAUAUAAUUUCAUUGCAUCUUUAAUAUUGAUUCCUUUUUUAUUAUAUUGAAUUUUUUAAAUAAAAAAAGAAAGCAAAGUUAUUUGUAUGCGAGAAUUUGAAAUAAUUUUAUUGCAAACUCAAAGUUUAUCGAUGCAUGUAUUUUCUAGUAUAGUUACUGCAUGUAUAAGUAUUAUUGGCCAUGCAGCAAAUAAUUCGUAAAAGGGGCAUAUAAUUUAAAAAAAAAACAUUUGGUAAAUGAAAAUAUUUAAUUUUGAGUAACGUUUCGUCACAUUAGGCCUACAAGCGACAUCAUCAGACUAAAUACAGUUACAGUCGAUUUCACGAAACUUUGACCACAAAUUUUCCGAACUUCGUUGCGAAGUUCACAAGAUUGUUGCGAAGUUCAAAAGUUCAUAAUGAGAUUCACAAACCAGUUCGUAAACGCAUUUGAUUGGCUUCUUUUACUUCACGGACCAAUCAGGGACUUUGUUUACAAAUUGGCUUGUGAAUUCCAAUAUGAGCUUCCGAACUUCGCAACGAACUUGCGAACUUCGCAACGAAGUUCGGAACAUAUGUGGUCAAAGUUUCGUGAAAUCGACUGUAAGCUAUUUCAUGCAUCUGUUUUAUAACAAAUUUUAAAAAACAAGAUAUACAAUUUCAAACGGUUAAAAAGUUAAAUUAGAAAGAUAUGUAAUGUUCAUGGUAUAUUCACGGUAUAUUCAUUGUAUAUUCAUGGUAUAUUUAUAUUUUGGUCAAAACAUGCCGACAUUUAGGCCUACACACACGAAUCUGAGAGCAAUGCGGAAUUUCGGCUUUGAACACAGGGGGCAGAAAAGUACGAUUGUGUUUAUUUAAAAUACCUUGUCAUCAACCAAUAUAUCGCAUAGUUUCAUCCAGGUUUCAUCACGAUGAAAAUUUUUAAAACUUUUUAAAUUUUUUAAAAAUUUUUUUGAUAAUGUCAUGCCUACUAUUUCAUGUAAUUCAAAUAUUGUAUUACACGGACUGACCAUAGUAGCGUGGGCUCAUACUAGAACGAUUGACGCUGCUUACACGUACAAAUAAUAGAAAAGGAUGAAACCCCCGAUCGUGAAAUAUUUUGAAUGGAUAUAACUGGCGUGUUUCUGAACUAAAACCUCUUAUUUUUUGUGUACAGUUUAGAUAUGAUACACUUAGCAUACCUGUACAAGGAAAUUUUAAGGAAUGGCUAUUAAACCGAAACUUUUGGGAAUACAAUUUUGGCUUAUUUUGUUUCAACGUGCACCGCAACACAUGGUGACGGAAGUGACGUAGUUAUCACUUACAAAGAUAUUGCGCAUGACGAAAACUAUUUUUCCAACUGAUUCAUAUAUAAUAUAUUACAGGCUCAUACAGUAUUUUUAUGAUUAUUAGUAUACAGUUUCAAAAUAACAAUAUGCUCAUAUAAAUUGUUACUUAUUGAAUUGUCACGAAUUGAAUUGUCCUUGAAUUGAAUUGUCAAGAUAUUGAAUUGUCAAUUUUCGUCCCAGAAUUACAUGUAUAGUUUAUUUUUGAAUUUAAAUAGUCUAUUGAUAUAUCUUAAGUCUGCAAAGUUGUGGAUAUAUUCACGGUUGAUCGAUUCAAAAACAAUUGUUUUAAAAUUAUUGAAAAGCUUUAUACCAUCUAGAUACAAGAGCGUGUGUUGCUUUUAAAACGGGUGAUUCGCAUUUCUUUUAGUGACAAAACGGCGUUCCAUAUUUGAGUUUGAAUUUCGCAAUAUUUUUUAAAAUUUGUUAUUAUCAUUCAAAUUAUUAACCGUUAAUUCGAUUAAAAGGUCAUGGAAGAUGAAAGGUCAAUUUUCCUUUAACUUCCGGUUACAAUGUCGAUUUAACUUCCGUUACAAGUAGUUGCGAUGCAGAUCGAACGAAAGAUUUUCGGCGUUUCAUCCUUUUCCUAUUUAUUUACGGGCUACACCCUCGGCAUCCUUUCGUAAGAUGUUCGGAAAUUGUCGUUUAAAAUAAUUACAUGAAGUAGAAGGCAUGAUAUUAUCGAAAAAAUAAAAAUCAGCUAAUUUUGAUCCUUUUAUGACUUUGUCUGCGGAUUGUUGUGAUAUACCAGGUGAUCUCGGAACUCGGAAAAGGCCUGGCACUAGUUGUAAAAUAGAAAUCCAUUUCUGGUUUAAAAUUACUCAAUAUCGCAUUAACGGUGUUAGAUUUCCAUCUCAAAUUUGUCCCAGAUAUUCAUUUCCCUGUGCAGACUUUCAAACAGUUUCACAAAAGAAUCAGGGCGUGACAAGUGAUUAAAGGUACGAAACUGGAUUUCUAUUCUGUUGCUAGUCCCAGUCCUUUUGCUCACCUUCAGAUCACCUGGUAAAUAUGCGAUAUUGGUUGAUGACAAGGUAUUUAUAAAACACAAUCGUACUUUUCUGCCCCAUGUGCUUCGAAUGGUAAAUCUCUUUCGUGUGUUUCAAAAACAGAUCAUUCUAGAGAAGCUGGUCAUCCAACUAAUCCAGGUGAUUUUAAACUUGUUACUUCAGCUAAUUCUAACCAGAUAUUCUUAUUAAAGAAAGCUUACUAAUUGCCCCGGCAAACUAAACAUGCACGCAUGGGCUUAAUGAUGUAAAGCUUUAAUAAUAAUCCACCUUAAGUAAAAAAAUACAGUGGACUUACAAAUUCAUAAACAUUAUAAAACCAUCUAUAUUACAAUAAAAAUUUGUAUUUUUAAAAAGGUUCAGUUGCCAAAGGUACAGACGACGAUUAUGUCCUUCAGUUCAGAGAAUAAUGCAACCUACAUUCAGCCUAAAAUUACAGAACCGUCUAUUACAGUAGUAAUUUAAAGUUUAUUAUUAAAAAGUUUAACUGCACGAGGCAUAAACGAUGAUUUAUGUAUUUCGGUUCUGGAAAUAAUGCGACCUACAUUAGAACCUCUUUCUUUAGUUCUAGUGGAAUAGUCAUGCUUCUGUGCGAUAGGGACAAGGAGUGGUGACAGGGAUGGUUUACGUCCUGAGUAAUUGCCUCCAUUUCUCGAAGAGUUAGCUUAUCUCUUCUCUCACUAGGCGGGGGAAGUGUAUCGACCGGUAAAUCAAUAAUACAUAAGCUUCUCCUUUGAAUACGCUCAAGGUCGUUCACUAAAUAGUGAGGUAGGCCACCCCAAACAGGUGCGGCAUAUUCAAGCAGUGGACGAAUUUUGGUGCAGUAAGUUGCCAAUCCUACUUCAGUAGGAAGGUGAGCCUUCCUGCACUGCCUUAGAUGACACAGUCUCCUGUUUCCCUUACGAGUAAUUUCUUUGAUGUGAGAAUUCCAUUUCAUGUUACUUUAAAGCUAACACCAAGUAACAUGAAUGAAUGAACUCUUUCGAUCAUAACAUCCCCGAUAUAAAGAUUGGGAGGCUGUGGGAUAGAUUUCCAAAGCAAAUCCACAUAUCUUUCGUUUUCUUUGCGUUCAACUUCAUUCUAUUAGCGUUCGACCAGUUCUGAACGGAGUCUAAGACUUUCUGCAUGUUGCUACACUCUCCCUUCAUGAUGCAUUCGCUUUGUGUGCAGUCAUCGGCAUAUUUAUAUGUGCUCACCUCAAGAUCUUCAGGAACACUCGUAUCUAAGUCGUCAAUGUGGAUAUUAAAUAAAGUCGGCGAAAGAGCAGAUCCUUGCGGUACUCCAGUUGGGCAACCCUCGAUCAAUGAAAGUGUUCGAUUUAUCUUGACCUGCAGAGUUCUACCAGAUAAGAAGCUUUUGUCCCACAACCAGAAGCUUUUAUUAACAUUCAUCAAUGCAAGUUUAUUCAACAGGAUCCCAUGAUCAACCAGAUCAAAGGCUUUUUCAAAGUCGAUAAAGAGGGCAUGGAUGCCUGCUUUGUCACGGCAGGUAUUGUCAGCAGCAUUAAACCAUGGCUGUGUGAUGGAUAUCAGAGCCGAUGUAGUAGAGCGGCCACUAGUAAAACCAUAUUGACUGGGACGUAGUAUGAUGUCAUUUUGAUUGAGUUGUAAUUGUACUCUCUCUAGGAUUUUCCCAAUAUGUGGCAAAACAGAGAUCUGGUGGGUAUGCUUUGGGCACAGGUGUGACCAGGCCAUGUUUGUAAUGACUUGGAUACUUACAUUGUUUAAUGCUAGCCGUAAUGAUGUCAUGAACAAUCGGCGCUAGAACGCUAGAGAAUCGUUCAAGUAACCGGAAGGUGUUUCUUCUUGUUAAUUUACUAACAUCUUUUAAUACUGACGCUAUAACCACUUGAUAUUUAACAAUUAUUCGCCGAAGGCGAGGUGAUUAUCGAGGAAUAUUCGCCGAGACGAAGUCGAGGUGAAUAUUCCCCGAUAAUCACUGAGGCGAAUAAUUGUUUUAGUAUUUUUACACAAGUCUUUUAUGUUAUUUGGUACUGAAUUUAUUUUAAUUUCGCUUAUUUCUUUAUCAGUAAACUUCCACAAAAAGGCUAGCCGCCAUUUUGAAAAUUUCAGUUUUGUUAUAUUCACCUGUAGGUAAAUAUAACAGCUUAAUACGUCAAAUUUGACCAAUCAGGUUGUAGGAUUUGUUUUGUUCGCUUGUGCAAAAAUACUAAUCCUUUUUAAUAUAUAUCUUUCAGUAAUCUCGGUAUCUUGUUUACACAUGCACGUGAAUAUAUCAUGCAUGAACAUUAUAAUUACAUCUUUCUAAUUUAACUUUUUAACCGUUUGAAAUUGUAUAUCUUGUUGUUCUAAAUUUGUACGUUAUAAAUAGAUUAACUGUAUUUAGUUUGAUGAUGUCGCUUGUAAUGUGACGAAACGUUACUCAAUAAAUAUUUUUAUAUACCAAAUGUUUUUUUGAAUAUGUCCCUUUUACGAAUUGUUUGCUGGGCAAUAAUAUUUUUAACUAGAAUUCGUUGAUGUUUCUAUUACUGUGUAAGUCAUCUUUCAUUUUUAGUGGAUUUCUAUCUUACCAUACUUGGAUUGAUUCAAUUUACUGGCAUUGUUCUGGCCUUUGUUCCUGGGUUUCUUCUUGAUUGGUCUCCUGCUGAUAGACAUCGCAACUUUUCAAUCAUUAUAUCUUUUGUUCUCACGGGAUUAAUUUCAAUCCUUGUGACUGUCGGUCUUCUAAUUCCAGUUCUCAAAUUGCAGGUAAAGUUUAAUUCUAACAAGUAUUAAGUUGCCACCUUGAAAACAUACCCCAGGAGCCACGCACGUGUGGAAAAUAUCAUGUGCCACCGGCUGCAAAUAUAGGAUAGCUUCCUUCAACGAUCCCACCAUGGAUCUUUCUCAUCAAACAAGUAUUGGGAAUUGUUUAUGAAUAUGAUGAGGUUAUGAAUGAUCGCGUAGCCAUUUAGAAUCACUAUAAAAUAUAUAUGUAGCUCUUGAUCUGAAUCCAAGUAAUAGCAAAUGUCUAAACUGUUGAUCUCCCACUAGAUAUCGUGGGAGAUGUUAUGGGUGGCUCAAAAUUAGUGCUUGUAAAGUUUGUAUAAAUAUAUGGGUCUGGUUCAUAACGUUUGAAGUGUUAGUUUCAUUACAUUUGCAUGAAAGACGCGAAUUUUCCAUCAUUCUGUAUAUCUGGAAAAGAGUGACUCUAUAUUUAAGCAACUUGAGAGACACGUCCACCCCCUCUUUGUCCCCCAUUGCUGUUCCUCGUGCACCAUUACAAGACCAGCUGUGGAAAUAACAUCUAUUUUUGAAAUUUCCGGAGUUUGAGACCACGUGUUUCACUAAGUUUACCGUAAUCACAAUUGCGGAGAAAUUAUUUAUUUUUAGAUUUUCAGUUUCCUGCUUUAUGCCUUUCUAAGAUCAUUUCUGUAUUCUUCUCACGGAUCUUUUAUCAUGAAGGAGUAAGUAUAACUUGUUUUCUUAUUUCGUUUCUAUGGAUUUUUUAAUCUUUUAAUAGCUUAAUCCGCAAAGAAUACACAGUCAGUUAAUAUGUAGUUAAUGCAGAUACCAAAAAACUGGGGAAAAAAUGGGAAAAGUUGGCAGGAAUACCACAACCGCUUUAAAUUGUAAUAUAUGUGUCCUAAAAAUAGACCAUUAUAAACAAUGUUGGUAAAAGAUGACAUGCAUAAAACGAGGUAACCAUACAUGUUAUAAAUUUUGAAUCGCAAUUAGUGUGGACUCUUAUUUUGCUAUAUAGCUUCAGAACCAACUGAAGUGGCCUAUAUAUAGCCACGAACAUAAAACAUUUGCGUGCACAUCGUAUCUUUGGAAAAACAGGAAAGUUUCGGAUUUAUUUCAAUUCAUUAAGGUGACUAAUUCUUUUUCAGGUUUCCACUAUAUCAUGCUGGUGCACUGAAUGGGUUGAGUCUUCUAGUUUCUGCAGUGGUUUCUCUUUUCCAAAUUCCAAUGUUUGCUUUAUUGGACGGGCCUUACAACGGCGAUCCAACUUGGGUAUGGAUUUUGGUAUUAAUAUUUCAGUACCUGGAAGCAUAGUAUAAUAUUGGCAUUUCAUAUGCUAACUUGCCCGUUGUAGAAAACAGAAGCUCAUGUGGCCUUUCCUGUUAAAUCUUUAUUCCAUCGCCCAUUGAGAAGUAAAAUCGUCAGGGGUAAUGAGACAGAAUGAAAUAUACCCAAGCCCACCCAAUAGAGUCGAAAUAUCACAACCAAAACCCGGACAUGUGCUGCAGCACACAAACCAGGAAAGACUCACAUUAUGAGAAACUGUUCUUAAUCUUGCUGCUGCUGCUGCUGCUUGAAUCUCCUGUCGUAAUUCCAUUAUUUUUCAUCCUGACUCAUAGUUAAAAUAUCAUUAAUACACAUCAGUUAUUUAUUUAGUUCUUUGUACGUUUGCAUGGCGAUAAAACAUAUAAUAGUUUUGUUUGUGGAAACACCACGUAAAUUUAUUAUUUAUUAUAUUAUUUAUUAAUAAAUUUACGUGGUAUUUCCACCAACAAAACUAUUACAGUUAUUUACUGUUUAUAAAUAGGUAAAUGUUGGUCUGUUGGUAGUUCAAAUCCUGGUCAUGGUUCAUCCAGUGUAUCUUUGGAAAUGUUCAAAAAAUGAGGACAAAUCUAGUAAUAAUACUUUAAAAAUUAUGGACUAUGGUGACACUAAACUUUAAGGCGACAGUCAAGUUUGUUUUGCUCAUGAGCCAACAUUGUUUACAUACAUACAUUUGUUUUGACCAUGCCCCCCGUAAAAAUGUUGAAAAUUAGAACCCGCAAAUGCCAUUUCCUGCGAUUUAGGCAAUGAAUUAUGCGCUCCAGUUUGACCUCAACGAGGGUCAAAACCUUGGCAAAUUGACCAUAUUUUAGCCAAAAAUCGACAAUUUGAUAUUUGACAAGGUAAAAAGCUGUUCAACCCAAAUAAAAUUCUAUUGUCACUUGGGAG
Molecule: messenger RNA, 12391 nt
Organism: Paramuricea clavata
Lineage: Eukaryota; Metazoa; Cnidaria; Anthozoa; Malacalcyonacea; Plexauridae
Source: the annotation of a GenBank genome assembly